Molecule: messenger RNA, 6189 nt
Organism: Zerene cesonia (dogface butterfly)
Lineage: Eukaryota; Metazoa; Arthropoda; Insecta; Lepidoptera; Pieridae
Gene: RpII215
Product: DNA-directed RNA polymerase II subunit RPB1
Exons: 7
Coding region: 56-5746 (1896 amino acids)
Biological process (GO): transcription by RNA polymerase II
Cellular component (GO): RNA polymerase II, core complex
Molecular function (GO): DNA binding
Source: RefSeq, a predicted model, not a curated record
CAAAUGACUGGGUCUUCACGCGUUAGUCAAUAGUCAAUCACGAAAGAUCGCCAAAAUGGCGACUACGUGUGAUUCGAAGGCGCCUUUGCGCCAAGUAAAAAGAGUACAGUUUGGUAUUUUAUCGCCAGAUGAAAUCCGACGGAUGUCAGUUACAGAAGGGGGCAUACGCUUCCCUGAAACCAUGGAAGGAGGAAGACCAAAGCUCGGUGGCCUCAUGGAUCCUCGACAAGGGGUGAUAGAUAGGACAUCCAGAUGUCAAACCUGUGCAGGGAACAUGACCGAAUGUCCUGGUCAUUUUGGACACAUAGACUUGGCAAAACCAGUGUUUCACAUUGGAUUCAUAACAAAGACUAUAAAAAUUUUGAGAUGUGUCUGCUUUUACUGUUCAAAACUUCUUGUCAGCCCGACAAAUCCAAAAAUUAAAGAAGUGGUUAUGAAAUCAAAGGGUCAGCCUCGUAAAAGGUUGACAUAUGUUUAUGAUUUAUGUAAAGGAAAAAAUAUUUGUGAAGGUGGUGAAGACAUGGAUAUUGGAAAGGAAGGUGAAGAAGGUAAAAGGGGAACAGGCCAUGGUGGUUGCGGUCAUUACCAACCAUCUAUAAGGAGACAAGGUUUAGAUCUUACGGCAGAAUGGAAACAUGCUAAUGAAGACACUCAAGAAAAGAAAAUAACAAUAACAGCAGAAAGAGUUUGGGAAAUACUUAAACAAAUUACAGAUGAAGAAUCUUUUAUCCUGGGUAUGGAUCCUAAGUUUGCAAGACCAGAUUGGAUGAUUGUUACUGUAUUGCCAGUACCACCUCUUUCUGUAAGACCUGCUGUAGUUAUGUUUGGAUCAGCCAAAAAUCAAGACGAUUUGACUCACAAACUUGCUGACAUUAUAAAAGCUAACAAUGAGCUGAUGAGGAAUGAACAGACAGGAGCUGCAGCCCACGUACUUGCAGAUAAUAUUAGAAUGCUACAAUUUCAUGUUGCAACAUUUGUGGAUAAUGAUAUGCCAGGAAUGCCAAAAGCUAUGCAGAAAUCAGGAAAACCACUCAAAGCUAUUAAAGCACGAUUAAAAGGAAAAGAAGGAAGAAUUAGAGGAAAUCUUAUGGGAAAACGAGUUGACUUUUCAGCUCGAACUGUAAUCACACCUGAUCCAAAUUUACGUAUUGAUCAAGUAGGAGUACCAAGAUCAAUAGCUCAAAAUUUGACAUUCCCUGAAUUAGUUACACCAUUUAACAUUGACAGAAUGCAAGAACUAGUGAGAAGAGGUAAUGCACAAUAUCCUGGUGCAAAAUAUAUUGUACGUGACAAUGGAGAGAGAAUUGAUUUAAGGUUUCAUCCAAAACCCUCGGAUCUACAUUUACAAUAUGGCUAUAAAGUUGAACGUCAUUUGAGAGAUGAUGAUUUGGUGAUCUUCAACCGGCAACCCACUCUACACAAAAUGAGUAUGAUGGGUCACAGAGUAAAAGUAUUGCCUUGGUCAACAUUCCGUAUGAAUUUGAGUUGCACAUCACCAUAUAAUGCUGAUUUUGAUGGAGAUGAAAUGAAUCUUCAUGUACCACAGUCAAUGGAAACCCGUGCAGAGGUUGAGAACAUCCACAUAACACCCAGACAGAUUAUUACACCACAAGCCAAUAAGCCCGUCAUGGGUAUUGUACAAGAUACGCUUACAGCUGUGAGAAAAAUGACAAAAAGGGAUGUUUUUCUUACAAAAGAACAGGUUAUGAAUCUUCUCAUGUUCUUACCCACAUGGGACGGUAAAAUUCCGCAACCUUGUAUAUUAAAACCGACACCUCUUUGGACUGGUAAACAAAUUUUUACUUUAAUUAUUCCUGGAAAUGUAAACAUGGUUCGAACACAUUCCACCCAUCCAGAUGAGGAAGAUGAUGGGCCAUACAAAUGGAUUUCACCAGGGGACACAAAAGUUGUUGUAGAACAUGGAGAGUUGCUAAUGGGUAUUUUGUGUAAGAAGUCUUUGGGUGCUUCUGCUGGUUCACUUUUACAUAUUUGCAUGUUAGAGUUAGGACACGAAACUGCUGGUCGUUUCUAUGGCAACAUUCAAACAGUAAUUAACAACUGGCUACUUCUGGAAGGUCAUUCAAUUGGUAUAGGAGACACUAUUGCUGAUCCUCAAACAUACCAAGAAAUCCAACGUGCGAUCGUAAAAGCCAAAGACGACGUAAUAGAGGUUAUUCAAAAAGCUCAUAAUAUGGAGUUAGAGCCGACACCUGGUAACACAUUGAGGCAGACUUUCGAAAAUCAAGUAAAUCGCAUAUUGAACGAUGCUCGUGACAAAACUGGUGGUUCAGCUAAAAAAUCUCUCACUGAGUACAACAACCUCAAAGCUAUGGUGGUGUCUGGUUCUAAAGGAUCCAAUAUUAACAUCUCUCAGGUUAUUGCUUGUGUAGGACAGCAAAACGUUGAAGGUAAACGAAUACCAUUUGGUUUUCGUAAAAGAACCUUGCCACAUUUCAUCAAAGAUGAUUAUGGUCCAGAAUCCAGAGGGUUUGUUGAAAACUCUUAUCUUGCAGGCUUAACGCCAUCAGAGUUCUAUUUCCACGCUAUGGGUGGGCGUGAAGGUCUUAUUGAUACUGCUGUAAAAACAGCUGAAACUGGAUAUAUUCAGCGUCGUCUUAUAAAGGCUAUGGAGUCUGUAAUGGUACAUUAUGAUGGUACAGUCCGUAAUUCUGUAGGGCAACUUAUUCAGUUGCGUUACGGUGAAGACGGAUUAGCUGGUGAAACAGUAGAAUUUCAAAAUCUACCGACCAUUAAACUGUCAAACAAAGCAUUUGAAAAGAAGUUCAAAUUCGAUCCAACAAAUGAAAGAUACCUCAAGAGAAUUUUCAGUGAAGAUAUAAUUAAAGAACUAACAGAAUCUGGCUAUGUUAUUGCUGAUUUAGAAAGUGAAUGGGAUCAAUUAGGGAAAGAUAGACAAGUGUUACGUGAAAUCUUCCCAAGUGGAGAAUCUAAAGUUGUGCUGCCUUGUAAUUUCAGAAGAAUGAUUUGGAAUGUCCAAAAAAUUUUCCAUAUCAAUAAAAGAUCACCUACUGACCUGAGUCCUAUAAAAGUGAUUCAGGGUGUAAAAGAUUUAUUAAAGAAGUGUGUUAUUGUGGCUGGUGAAGAUAGACUUUCUAAGCAAGCUAAUGAGAAUGCCACAUUGCUAUUCCAGUGUCUUGUAAGGUCUACUUUGUGUACCAAAUUUGUGUCAGAAGAUUAUAGGCUAUCAACUGAGGCAUUUGAAUGGUUGAUAGGAGAAAUAGAAACUCGUUUCCAACAAGCACAAGUAAAUCCAGGUGAAAUGGUUGGAGCCUUAGCUGCUCAAUCUUUAGGAGAACCAGCCACGCAAAUGACAUUGAAUACUUUCCACUUUGCUGGUGUGUCAUCCAAAAACGUAACCCUUGGUGUACCACGUCUUAAGGAAAUUAUCAAUAUUUCCAAAAAACCUAAAGCUCCUUCCCUUACCGUUUUUCUUACUGGUGGUGCAGCCCGAGAUGCCGAAAAGGCUAAGAAUGUUCUGUGUCGACUUGAGCAUACGACACUGCGAAAAGUCACCGCUAAUACUGCUAUUUACUAUGAUCCAGAUCCACAAAAUACUGUUAUUGCUGAAGAUCAAGAGUUUGUUAAUGUGUACUAUGAAAUGCCUGAUUUUGAUCCCACAAAAAUUUCACCGUGGUUAUUACGUAUUGAAUUAGAUCGUAAAAGGAUGACAGAUAAGAAACUUACUAUGGAACAAAUAGCAGAAAAAAUUAAUGCUGGUUUUGGUGAUGAUUUGAAUUGCAUUUUCAAUGACGAUAAUGCUGAAAAGCUGGUACUUCGUAUAAGGAUAAUGAACAAUGAGGAAAGCAAAUUCCAGGACAAUGAUGAGGAAACAGUUGAUAAGAUGGAGGAUGAUAUGUUCCUGAGAUGUAUAGAGGCUAAUAUGCUUUCUGAUAUGACACUGCAGGGUAUUGAAGCUAUUGCAAAAGUGUAUAUGCAUUUACCACAGACUGAAGCUAAAAAACGUAUUAUUAUUACGGAACAGGGUGAAUUUAAAGCCAUUGCUGAAUGGUUGUUGGAAACUGAUGGAACAUCCUUAAUGAAAGUACUUUCUGAACGUGAUGUAGAUCCAGUCAGAACCUUCAGUAACGAUAUUUGUGAAAUUUUCCAAGUUCUGGGUAUUGAAGCUGUACGUAAAUCUGUGGAAAAAGAAAUGAAUGCUGUGUUACAAUUCUAUGGGCUGUACGUAAACUAUCGACACUUGGCUUUGCUUUGUGACGUCAUGACUGCUAAAGGUCAUCUUAUGGCUAUCACUCGUCACGGCAUUAACAGGCAGGACACAGGUGCCUUGAUGAGAUGUUCUUUUGAAGAAACAGUAGAUGUUCUAUUAGAUGCAGCAAGUCACGCUGAAGUGGAUCCGAUGAGAGGAGUCUCAGAAAAUAUUAUUAUGGGUCAACUUCCAAGAAUGGGAACAGGUUGCUUUGAUUUACUGCUUGAUGCUGAGAAAUGUAAACAUGGUAUGGAGAUGGGUGGUCUCGGUGUUGGUAUGGGAGUCGGCGGAGGAAUGUUCUUUGGAGUCGGCACGCCUUCCAUGACCCCAUUGAUGACUCCGUGGUCAAAUCAAAACACGCCUGGAUAUGGAAGCAGUGUUUGGUCUCCUGGUCAAGUCGGUAGCAGCAUGACACCAGGGCCAUCAUUUUCACCAUCUGGUGCGUCAGACGCGUCGGGCAUGUCGCCGUCAUACAGCGCGUGGUCUCCGCAGCCCGGCUCGCCCGGCUCGCCUGGAGCUCCACUUUCCCCGUACGCUUCUCCCGCGGGAGCCUCGCCAUCUUACUCCCCCACCAGUCCCGUAUACGUCGGCGCUUCGCCCAGCCUCACGCCGACAUCACAGCACUACUCGCCCACGAGCCCAUCCUACUCGCCCACAUCGACACACUAUUCUCCGACCUCGCCGAUCUUCACUCCAACCUCGCCCGGCUAUUCUCCUACUUCACCUGGAUAUUCGCCGACGUCACCGUCGUAUUCACCGACUUCGCCAAGCUAUUCACCCACAUCUCCGAGUUAUUCACCUACUAGUCCGGCGUAUUCACCAACAUCGCCCAGCUAUUCGCCGACAUCCCCAAACUACUCGCCGACCAGCUCGUCUUAUUCGCCCACAAAUCCCUCUUAUUCACCUACGAGCAGAGUAUACUCGCCUACAUCUCCUGCUUACUCUCCGUCGUCUCCUAGUUAUUCCCCCAACGGGCCGGUGUACAGCCCAGCUUCGCACAGCUAUUCACCAUCGUCACCCAAUUACACAUCGGCCUCUCCGGCUUAUUCGCCUACAAGUCAUUCGUAUACACCAACAUCGCCGCAGUAUUCCCCAACCUCACCAAGCUACACACCAUCGUCUCCAAAGUACUUUCCGACGUCUCCAAAGUAUUCGCCGACGUCGCCCUCUUUAUCUGGAGGAAGUCCAACUUAUUCCAGUCCCCAAUAUUCUCCCACAAGCCCACAAUAUUCACCCAGUCCAGCAUAUUCCCCAUCUUCCCCGCAGCACCCUGGCAGCACUCAUUAUUCACCAUCAUCUCCAAACUACUCUUCAUCAUCACCCAACUAUUCAUCGCCAGGUUACUCUCCGUCUUCAACCAAGUAUUCCCCUACGUCGCCAACAUUUACACCGACAUCCCAUAAUUAUUCUCCCCUAUCUCCUGCUUACUCGCAAUCAUCUGGCGGUCCUUCGACUUAUUCUCCUACUUCUCCUACUUUUACACCAACGUCACCUACAUAUGAUGAUGGUGAUGAUUAAACUUAAAAUGAAAAUUAUGUGAGUGUAAUUCACCUAAAAGGUUAAAAAUAUGGCACUAAGCAUACAAAUAUUUUAUUGUUAUUUGAAUAUUUUUACUUAUCAUUUUCUUGUGUAAGUUUCAUGCACAAUAUUAAAUAAUAUUCAAGAGACCCUAUAUCACUAACUUUUCCUGGUCCAAAAGAUGUCUCCUCGAUGCAAAGAUCAACAUCAUAAUUAUAAUUAUGUAUAAGCAUUAAUUUUGUUAUAUUUUAAAGAAUUAUAUAAAAAUAUUCAAACUAUUUUGGAUAAAAAAAAAAUUACAAAACAUCUUCUAAGUUAUAAAAACGUUUGAAAUGUAAUCUGAAUAACAAAAAAAGUGAUUAUGAUUGCAAUCAUAAUUACCUAUUAGGAUAUAAAUGUUAAUUAAAUAAGUGUUUCAAAAAUAAAGAAUUUGUAAUAAUUGA